AUGACAGAGUUUGAAAUUAUCGUUCAUAAAGCAACAAACUCUAAACAAGUUGCACCAAAGCGAAAACAUGUUAGAUCAAUUGUUUUGGAGUGUCAUAGUGAGAAUAGUGCACGUUCAUUCUUACAGGAGUUGUAUAAGAGACCGUUGGAUAGCAAUGAUGUAGUUUGCUACAAGGCGCUGGUCACUCUUCACAAGGUGGUUCAGGAGGGACCGAGAAACGCGCUCAACGACGUCAGCACAAAGAUCAAUUGGUUCGAGAGUCUGAGAGGUCACUGGAAGCGACACCCCGAUGCAAAGGGAUACGGUCAUCUGGUGUCAGAGUACUGCACUUUUAUGAUUGACAAGAUCCGAUUCCAUCAGGCUCACCCAGAGUUUGACGGUGGAUUGUCGUUGGACAACUACCAGAAGGCCUAUCGUCUCGACGACAUCGACGUCAACAAAGGACUACAAACGGUCAGUCAUCUCAUGGAUCUGCUGGACGCCGUCUUCCGUAUGCAAAACGCAGUAGUCGAUUCCGCUCCCUACAACGAGUGUAAAACAUCUUCAUUCAUCCCACUCGUCUUGGAAUCCUAUGCAAUCUAUCUAUUGGUUGUUCAAUUCCUAACGACUCUUGUUGAUAAGACAGACAGUAUGGAGCUGAAUGAAUUUGCAAUUCAGAGAUUCUAUAUGCAGUAUCAGACAUUGAGAAAUUUCUAUAUAAAUGCUAAUGCUAUCAAUAGUGUUUCCAGUGUGAUUGCUGUGCCAAAUCUACCACCAGAUCCCCCCAAGUUCAUUAAGAAGAGAAGAGAGCAACCCAAGCAGAGACCGGUUCCAAAGGAUCUGUCUCCACCACCCGUAAAGAGAGAACCACCUCCCCAGCCAGAGAUCACUCAGAUUCCAGUACCCGUUCCAACACCGGUAUUCAUUAGACAGACUGUACCCGUUGUCUAUGGAAAUCCAUUCAUGCAACAACAAGACAAUACAAUGUGGGGACAAUUCAAUAGCGGUGCUCCAAUGUACAAUCCAAUGCCAAUGCAACAGCAGCAACCAACUCCACCACCUCCACCAAUGAUUCAAGAACCACCACCUCCACCCAUCCCCAUCAAUCAACAGUCGCAGUGGGUGACAUUCGAUGAGGAAGCAAGCAACAGACAACGUUCGUCAUCUACACCGGCACCACUCGAAAAGAAGGAAGGGUCGCUCGAGAAGGGAGGAUCACCAUUGGUGCCAUCGACAGCACAGUCCAAUCCACCCGAAAAGACUAGAGUUAUCACAAAGAUCAUCACCAAGACAGUGAGCAACACCGCAGAGUUGAAUGCACUUCGCGCGAGAAUCGAAGAGCUCGAGCGACUGUUGGCAGAGGAGCAGGAGAAGAACAAGCAACUCACACUCAGAUUGUCAGAGCGCGAAGCAAUGAUUCAGGAGGUCACCACCGCCAGAAAGCGUUUGGCAGAGAUGACCGAAUCGAACGACCAAUACACUGCUGAGGUGGUCAAGCAGAACGACCAGCUUCGUGAGCAAUUCAUCGCUCUCAGAGAUUACUAUGAGAAGCAGAGAAUCGCUCGUCUCGAAUCCGAUUUCACUAAAGCACAAAGAGAUAUCGGUCAAUUCAUUUCACUGCUGGACAACCCCAACAAUCUUGGAAAUCAAGAGGCAACCGAACAGAUGUUGAUUUCCGAUUUGAUUCACCACCUUGGUCAGGCACACAAUCUCAUGAACACCUGCUAUCAGGAGGGUGACAUCCCAGAGAUGAGUUUGUUUGGUGCAGUCAAUGGUGUCUCGGAUUCAUUGAAGAAUCUAUUCCAAGACGCCAAAGGUUUGUCCCGUCUCAUUAGAAAUCAAGCCGACCAAAGCAGAUUCUUGGACGCCGCCAGAAAGAUUGGUUCUCUCACUCAGAAUCUCUUUGAUUCCGUUCGUAUCCAAGGAGGACAAUGUCAAGACGAAGAGGACAGAAAGAGAAUCGCUGGAAAUAUCAAGGAUCUACAACAGGGUACUGCUUCACUCGAAGCAAUCACCAAACAAGCACUGUCGACAUCACAGGCCGACAACAGAUUGGACGAGAACGGUUUCGAUUUGGAUGACUUGGCAGAGAGAGAGCUUAUGGCUGCCGCCAAGGCAAUCGAAGAUGCCGCUAAAUCUUUGAUGGUCUCAAAGAACAAGAGACCACCAAAGAAGGAUGGAGACGCACCAGAUGUAGCCGAGGCAAUUCUCGAAGCCGCCAUGGCAAUUACCAAUGCCACUUCCUCGUUGGUCGGUGCUGCCACACUCGCUCAGAAGGAGCGUGUAGAAAAGGGUAGAGCUGGACACGACGGACCACUCUACAAGAAAGAUCCAACCUGGGCUGAGGGUCUCAUUUCCGCAGCCAAGAAUGUAGCUGCCGCUACACGUGCCCUCGUAGAUACCGCCAAUAAAGCGGCCAACGGACAAGAGAUUGCCGGUGGUGUUGAAGAGGCGUUGAUCGCCACAUCCAAGGCAGUGACUGCUGCCACAUCACAGUUGGUUUCCGCAUGUAAAUCGAAAUCCGAUAUCAACAGUCCAUCGCAACACAAACUCAGUAAUUGUGCCAAGAGUGUACAGAAUGCCACCAAUCUAUUGGUAGCUGCUGCCAAGGCCGUAGCACAGAUGGUUGGUGAAGACGACAUCGAUUUCGGUAAACUAACGGUCACCGGUUACAAAGUUAAGGAGAUGGAGCAACAGAUGGCUAUUUUAAGAUUGGAAAAGGAAUUGGAACAUGCCAGAAAAGGUCUUUCUGUAUUAAAGAAACAACAAUAUAGCGAUGAACAACCAUCAGAAUAA
Messenger RNA from Heterostelium album PN500, 2775 nucleotides. RefSeq names its product I/LWEQ domain-containing protein (gene hipA). Lineage: Eukaryota; Evosea; Eumycetozoa; Acytosteliales; Acytosteliaceae. The coding region runs from base 1 to 2775 and encodes 924 amino acids. Gene Ontology annotation, molecular function: actin filament binding; clathrin-cargo adaptor activity; phosphatidylinositol-3,5-bisphosphate binding. Gene Ontology annotation, biological process: endocytosis; actin filament organization; clathrin coat assembly. Gene Ontology annotation, cellular component: actin cortical patch; clathrin-coated vesicle. The transcript has 3 exons. The record is from RefSeq and is a predicted model, not a curated record.